Messenger RNA from Gigantopelta aegis, 1309 nucleotides. RefSeq names its product protein FAM228B-like. NCBI's taxonomy places the organism in Eukaryota, Metazoa, Mollusca, Gastropoda, Neomphalida, Peltospiridae. The coding region runs from base 120 to 1217 and encodes 365 amino acids. The record is from RefSeq and is a predicted model, not a curated record. The transcript is spliced from 8 exons.
CACCUGAAACAAAUUGUUGUCAGCAUCUGUAACGGUUGCAGUAUUUAAUUACGUUAUUUGUCAAAAACAUUAAUUUGUUUAGGCUUUAGACGACGUUACUAAUAACAGCUUGUUUUAAAAUGACGUCCAUGCUAUGUGUCAAACAGCUGGGAGGCAAUGUAAAAGUCUAUGACAAGGAACUGAUAGAGGAUUUGGGCACGACUCAGACUGGAAAACAUCUUUUGUGCAAACGUUAUUCAAUGAGAAGUGGCAGACGAUACGGAAAUCAUUCAAGCAUAUCAGAUGUUAAAAAAUUUCCAACUGGAAUGACAGAAAACAGUGUUAUUGCCAACACUGUGAAGGCUAAAGAUUGGCUUAGUUCAAAGUCAAUUCAACAGUUGCAGGAGGGAUCAGAUGCUGAUGCCAAAAGUGUGAAAAAUCUAUAUAAUCCCCUUCUAGAAACAGAAAAAACAUUUGUACAAGACAUUGAUAACUAUUUACAUUGUGAAGAUUUACUGACUCUACGAAAAAAAGAACUUUUACACAAGAGAUGGACAGACCAUGUGUAUGAACCUCUAAGAAGGGAGAUUAUUCAAGUCAUGGACGGUGACAAAUGGCGAGACACUGACAGAAGAAAACGUGUACUACAUAAGCAGUAUUUGGAGUUUGUUAAUGAAAAGGGUCACAUUUUCCUGGAAACUUUAAAUCCCCGAGAAUACUAUGCUCAAUCCCUCAAUGGUUUUAGACCAGCUCCUAUCAAGGUUGAUGUAAACAGAUUGCGAGAUCCACUGACGUCGCAAGGCAGAGAAAGAAACCAGGAGGAUCAAGCGAUUCUGCAGUGCGUAACAGGACAGAAAUUCACCGACUCGGACAUUGAGCAGAUCCGCCUGCCACUCCACCCGCUGGUUCCGCUUGGACGACAUGGGGAUAACAGCAUCUCCUGGCUCAAGAUGCCAUUCUCCGAUAUUGAGAGUCCAACAAGACAAGCAAGCAGGAUGAAAAAUAUGCAUGACAAAAGAUUUGAACGUAAGGUGCUUGGUCAUCAAAGCAAAAGUAAUAUCAACCAGGAAAACUGGUCCAAUUCAUCUUAUGAUCCGGACAUCCUUGAAAAGGAGUGGCAUGUUCAGAGGAAACGCAUGUACCUGGUCACCCCUCCUUUCGAUGUUCCCCCCGUGAGGGUCUCGCAGAUGCCCUUUAUAGGGGUGGACAGAGAAAGAAAGCACUGCGUGUCUGUUUAAGCCUGAGGAGAUGGGCUACAUAAACGUUAAUUUAUUACUGUGAUUACUAUACAUGUAUUGUGUUCUUUUUUAAAUAAAUAGUUUAAACCCAC